AUGGCCUCUUUCUGGAAUCGAAAGAAGGACAAUACGGACAGGCCGGAUGAGACGUCCCAGGAGCGGGACGAGAAUGAGAAUGCGCCUACUCCACACCAGGAACCCACGGAACGCACAAGUCUUCUUCCUCGCGACAAUCGUCAGGAAUACUUGAGUCCAGAUGAUCCGGCUGUUUCGCCAUACAAUUUAUGGAGCGUGCGCGCCGUGCGCGGCCUCUCCCUCUUCGCGCUGGCAGUGAGCUUUGUGUGGUGGACCUUCCUGCUGGUAUCCGUCUUUGUCAGUCCACCGUUGAUGCAUUCUCGUGGCUCGGGCUUCUUUGAGUUUGCAUACACGACGCUGGCGACCGCGUAUCUCGUGCUCGGACUGCUUUUCUUCGCCGUUCCCUCCAAGGCGAUGACUAUUCUGGGCAUCGUUCUCUCCAUUCUGCUCCUGGUGGACAUGAUUAUCAUCGUGGCGGUACCACCUAUCCGUUUUGAAGAAGGAUGGGUUGGCAUUGCUUCAGUCGUCUGGGCAGCGGUCAUAUCUAUCUACCAGAUCAUCCAGAACCGGGCUGUGACUUGGGGUAAGCGUGAGGAAGAAGAACGACUCACGGGCCGAGAGGAGACUCGUCGCACGCUAGGAGAAUGGGUGGUUGUUCUGUUCGAGACCAUCGUGUUGGCUAUUAUGACUAUCGCUGCUCUUUUGUUCACGGCGACUCUGAUCCUCCGUGCUCGGGAUCUGUCGCUUGAAGCUCCCGGCCAUCGGUACUCUGUUCACGGCGAUACCUACCAGGUCCAUCUUGCCUGUGUUGGAAAUCGCACUGAGAAUUCGAAUGAGCCUACCGUCCUUCUUGAAGGAGACUGGGGCCCCGUUGAGCAUAACUUGCAGCCUUUUAUCGAUGAUGCAUACCGUCAGGGUGCCAUCAAUCGGUACUGUUACUGGGACAGACCGGGGCUGGGAUGGUCGGACAAUGCACCAUCUCCCCAUUCCGCAGGAAUGUCUGCAGACGUGCUAUCGGAGGCCCUCGCUCUGGCCGAAGAAUCAGGACCCUGGGUCGUUGUCUCGGCUGGAGUCGGCAGUCUUUACUCGCGGCUCUUUGCCAGCCGCCGUCUUCUCGAAGUCGUCGGCAUCUUCCUUAUUGACCCACUCCAUGAGUCAUACCUCAAAGAUAUCGGCAAUCCGGGACGUGGAUUUAUGCUGUGGCUUCGCGGUGUCAUUUCGCCGCUGGGUUUGGAUCGCCUGGUCGGGGCCAUUGUGCGUGGACGCGCCAGAGAAGAUCGAGUUGUCGGCCGCUCGGCCUAUCAGUCUGGAAAGUUCAUCAAGGCCAAGCUGCAGGAGAACCUAGUUGCCGUUACCAUGACGGCGGCGGAGGUACAGUCUGCUCGGCACAUCCAGAUGGGCCAGACUCCCCUGGUUGUUGUAAGCUCUGGCCAGGAGAUGCGAAAGGACCCCGAGUGGGCUAAGCGGCAGGAGGACCUUUCAACUAUCACAAAUAAUCUACUCUCUUGGGAUGUUGUCCGGGACGCACCGCACGAAGUCUGGGCCGUUGGAGAGGGUCGGCAAGUAUUAGAGAAGCGAUUGCGAGAAAUUAUGCAGGAGAGCCAGGCCCGUCGGUCGGAUUAA
Penicillium cinerascens is the source of this 1602-nucleotide messenger RNA. RefSeq names its product DUF2417 domain-containing alpha/beta hydrolase. The record is from RefSeq and is a predicted model, not a curated record. The coding region runs from base 1 to 1602 and encodes 533 amino acids. Lineage: Eukaryota; Fungi; Ascomycota; Eurotiomycetes; Eurotiales; Aspergillaceae. The transcript has 2 exons.